This is a messenger RNA of Vanrija pseudolonga, 2091 nucleotides long. RefSeq lists its product as uncharacterized. NCBI's taxonomy places the organism in Eukaryota, Fungi, Basidiomycota, Tremellomycetes, Trichosporonales, Trichosporonaceae. Bases 1 to 2091 code for a protein of 696 amino acids. The transcript is spliced from 5 exons. The record is from RefSeq and is a predicted model, not a curated record.
AUGGGCCGGCCAAAAACCCCCAUCAAGUUCGGCAUCUUCGGCCACUCGAGCGGCGGCGGCAGCCACCACGGCGGAGGGCACGACUCGGCGGCGGCGUCGGCGGCCACGUCCCGCGCGAGCUCGGUCCACUCGGGACACCAGCCGAGCGUGUACUCUGCCUUUGCGCACCCGCUGCCGUCGACACCGCCGACGCCGGCGCCAGUGCCAGGGCCGACGCCAGCGCUGAGCGUCAAGACGGCACCGCCGGCGCUGCUGAGCGUCAAAGGCGUGCCGCAGGGGUGGACCGACGACCUGUCCGUCGCGCUGCCGGUGCCCGUCGUCCUCCCCCCAACCCCCGUGCCGGGCCAGUUCCCGCCGUCGGCGCCAAGCGUCGCAGUGUACGCGGGCGGCAAGGCAAAGGGCUCGGCGGUGAACCCCGGCGCUGCGUGGGCCGCGUGGGAGCGCGAGCACCUCGCGGCGGCGAGCCGCAGCGAGGCCGAGUUGGGAGGGGGCGGCAGCAGCAAGCGGCGCGGCGCAUCUGGCACGCUUGCCAGCCUCACCCCCCGUGCGGCCCCCGGCGCAACGAGCAAACAUGUCUCGGACGGCGCGGUCGACCCCGACCGCCGGCACCACGACCACAGCAGCAACCUGUUCGGCAGCCUGAGCCGGCGCGCGUCGCGCAUGGCGAGCCUGCGCGUGCCCCGCAGCACAGCCCUUGGAAGCGAGGCCUUUGGGAGCAACAAGAGCGCGAAAGGACGCGGCAGGCCACACACGACGGGCGGGAGCUCGGGCCACACGUGGUCCUCGUCGGGGGCGUUCGCGUCGGCCGGCUUUGCUGCCCCGUUCGGCAUGCUCUCCACCGCGCCGACGGAGAGCGAGGCGUCGGUCGCGACGAGCGGCACGGAUUUCUCCAACCUCUUCACCAGGGCGCGCGAGGGGUCCACGCGUACCUCGCAGAGCGUGCACCAUUACCGCCCGAGCGACAUCAGCCUCGACUGCGCGACGCCAACGACGACCGAGGCGUUUUCGAGUUGGGAGACCAGCGCGCCCGUGUGCGAAUCGCCGGCUGUGCUCUCCGCCGAGGGGGCCGCCGCGAUGCCCCUGCUCCCCGCGACACAGGAGGGGUGGUACGAGCCCCCGACGCCGCGCGGCGCAGGCGGCGUGCGCCGCAUCUGGCGCGCGGCGGACGGGCGCGAGGUCCGCGCGAUCUACAAGGUGGGGUAUGAGCGCGCCGUGCUGGACCUCGAGGCGCGGCUACAUGAGACGAUGUACGAGGUGGCCAACGGGCGCCACUCUUUCGUCGACGCCGACGAGCCGGGCUUGGUGCUGGAUCUCGGAACAGGCACCGGCCUGUGGCCCAUCUCCGCGGCGCUCCAGUGGCCCGAGACGAACAUUGUCGGCGCGGACAUUGUGCCCGUCCAGAUCGACCUCGACAGCCUUGUGGCGGCAGAGGUGCGCGCAAGAACCAGCAGCGCCGGCACGGCCGCCGGCGCGGGCAUGUGGGCGAGUGUCGCGAGCAGGAUCAAGUUUGAGCAGUAUAAUUUCCUCGACGGCCUGCCGUACCAGUGCAACACGUUCGACAUGGUGCACAUGCGCUUCCUGGGCCUCGGGGUGCCCGAGACGCGGUGGGCCGAGCUGCUCGACGAGGCGAUGCGGAUCGUCGAAAUGUCGUUCGAGGCCCCGCCCACCGCCCCGCCCUCGGUAUCCAACACGUUCUCCUCGCUCCUGCUAAGCGACUACGUGCAGCCCAACCCGCUCUUCGCACUGCAGCUGCACCUGCCGGCGACGCACGGCGUGGCGGCGGGCGCCACGCGGCCAGUGUUCAGCGACACGUUCGCGCCGCCCAGCGGCAACAUGUUUGCGCCGGACAAUGCGCCCGGCGCGCUCGCCGACGCGGCCAUGACGUGGAUCCGCAGCGCGCUAGAGUACAAGGGCACGGCGUUCGUCAAGGCUUCGCGUACGGCCGGGAGCGACGGCGACCGCGCUGGUCGCGUGCUCGCCGAGAUCAACCCCGCCCGCUGGCCGUACACUCCCCCCGAGAGCCCCGCCGAGACGCCCACAGAGGGCACGCGUAUCUCGCUCGCGGCGUGGGUUGUCCAUAAAGAGAUCUAG